CUGCCCUUCGCUUCUCCUCUGCUCGGGGACGCGAACGGGAGCCGCGAGUCUGUCCCCGCUUUGCUGCCUCGCCAAGCCGCACCGCAUCGGGGCUGCCAGCGCCCGCGGGAGCCGCUCUCUGAGCUCCACCGCUGCCACCGUGGGAAACACCGAUGCCACGGCGCGGAUUGGCGCAGCUGGGAAAGGACACCGAGCCCCACCGCGCGCUGCCGGUGUCCCCCUGCCCGUGCGGCACCGCCGUGCCCGGGGCACGCGUGGCGUAAGCGGUCGUUGGGUGGCACGGGACCUGCCUUGCCCGCUGCUGCCAUGGUGGGAGCCGGCAGCCGGCGCUGAGCUCGGAGGGCCACGGCAUCAUGCUGAAGUUUCGGGCGGAUCGGAGGGUGAGCCACAAUGAAAGGCGGAACACCUUCCUGCACCCAGUGACGGGACAAUUCCCAGAAGAAAACUCAAGAUUAGACUUGCAAAAGCCGACCUUGGACAUGUCAAGCAAAGCAGGCAGCAAGCGCCCGGCGAACAGCAGCAGCAGCAGCGAGCCCUCCAACCACACCAUGGUGACAGAGGUGGCUCCGGAGCGGCCCGGAGGCCGGGCGUCGCGCUCCUCCCGUAAGGGCAUCGCCUUCGGGAAGCGCUCCAACUCCAUGAAGAGAAACCCCAACGCCGCCGUCACCAAAAGCGGUUGGCUUUACAAGCAGGCCAGCUCGGGGGUGAAGCAGUGGAACAAGCGCUGGUUUGUGCUGGUGGACCGCUGCCUCUUCUACUACAAAGAUGAGAAGGAGGAAAGCAUUCUGGGCAGCAUCCCACUGCUCAGCUUCCGCGUGGCAGCCGUGCAGCCCUCUGACAACAUCAGCAGGAAGCACACCUUUAAGGCCGAGCACGCCGGCAUCCGGACGUACUUCUUCAGUGCUGAGAACACAGAGGAGCAGGAAUCCUGGAUCCAAGCCAUGGGCGAAGCUGCCCGGGUGCAGAUCCCCCCAACCCAGAGACACGAGAAGACGGAUUCUGAGAACAUCCCCCCCAGCAAACACCACCACCACCAUCGUAAUACUGUGCACAACGAGCACCCCAAAGCUGACCCCAACGCCAAGACCCGGGGUGAAGGCGACGGCCGUGGCUCAGAGAAACUCGAGAGGAAACCAGAGAGGAUGGAGAGCAAGAAGGAACCCUUGGCCAAAGCCAACGGAAUCGCCGGGCAAGAGAUACCCUCCGAGCCUGGCAGCCCUUACCCUGAAGCACCGCGGGUGCCGAUGAGCACAGAGCGGCCGCCCCAACCCAACGGUUGGCCCUACACAUCCCCCAGCCGCCCUGGCAGCACUGCCUACCCCCCACCCGACGGGAGGAGCGCUGCCCAUCGCCGCAGCUUCGCCCCCCGCACCAACCCCGAGAAAAUCGCGCAGCGUAAGAGCUCCAUGACGCAGCUGCAGCAGUGGGUGAACCUGCGCCGGGGCAACGUGCCCCCAGAGGAGCUGCGCAGCCCCACCAGGUUUUACCCUGUGUCUCGCCGGGUGCCCGACUACUACCCUUCCUACUCACCCCAGUACCCUGAGGACUAUCAAUACUACCCACCCGGCGUGCGCCCCGACAGCAUCUGCUCCAUGCCUGCCUACGAGCGGGUCAGCCCUCCCUGGGCACUGGACAACAAGCGGCAUUCCUUCCGCAACGGGGGCCCCUACCAGCUCCAGGAAUGGAAGGAGCACCCCGGCUUUGGCCGGCAGGAUGUUCCGGUCUGGCUCCCUGGUAGGCAGCCGACUUAUUUCGAUGAGGUGGAUGCUGCCUCAGGGUCGCUGCGGAGGAUGUCGCUGCAGCCCCGCUCCCGCUCCGUGCCCCGCUCGCCCAGCCAGGGAUCCUACAGCCACACGCGGGUGUACUCCCCGGUGCGCUCUCCCAGCGCUCGCUUCGAGCGGCUGCCGCCCCGUGGAGAGGAGAUUUAUGUCGACCCCGGCACCUUCAUGAUGAGGAGAUCCAUCAGUUCUCCCAAGUACGACUACCUGGGUGACAGGCGGCCCAUUCCUGCAGGAAUGUACCCCUACCACUACCCCGCAUCCCCCACGGUCCACGACAAGAUGGAUGAACUUUUAGACCUUCAGUUGCAAAGAAACCUAGAGUAUUUGGACCAGCAGAUGAGCGAGAGCGAAACCCUGAUCAGUAUGGUGAACAGGAUGGUGGAGAGCUCCUCUCCUAGGGCUCAGCUCUACAUGCAAGUGACGACACCUUUCCCAGAUGCCUACAGGGAGACCCUGCAUGCCUACAAGAUAAGCGAGCAAGACACUGAUAAGCUGCUGGGGAAGCUCUGUGAGCAGAACAAAGUGCUGCGGGAGCAGGAGAGGCUGGUGCAGCAGCUCCGAGCAGAGAAGGAGAGUCUGGAGAGUGCCCUGAUGGGGACACACCAGGAGCUGGAGAUGUUUGGGAGCCAGCCCGCCUACCCUGAGAAGCUGCUGCACAAGAAGGAGUCUCUGCAGAACCAGCUCAUCAACAUCCGCGUGGAGCUGUCGCAGGCCAGCACGGCCUUGGCCAACAGCACGGCUGAGUAUGAGACCCUGGAGAGCGAGGUGUCUGCCCUGCACGACGACCUCUGGGAGCAGCUGAACCUGGAUAUCCAAAAUGAAAUGCUGAACAGGCAGAUCCAGAAGGAGAUUUGGCGGAUCCAGGAUGUGAUGGAGGGGCUGAGGAAGAACAACCCAUCCCGCGGCACCGACACUGCUAAGCACAGAGUGGCCAUUGGCCCCUCGGGCACCUACAGCUCCAACAGCCCUGCCAGCCCACUGAGCUCCGCCAGCCUCACCAGCCCCCUCAGCCCCUUCUCCCUCAUCUCUGGCUCCCAGGGCUCGCCCACCAAGCCAGGUCCCAGCGAGCCCAAACCAAGCUUGGAGCAAAGCAAGAAGGAGACGCAGCGAGUGGCUGCCCCCGGCCCCACUGCUGAGGGGCUGCAGAGCUGGCAGGAGCAGGAGGCAGAGAAGCAAGCUGCCCUCAACAAAGUGGGCAUUGUGCCGCCCCGAACCAAAUCCCCGACGGAGGAGGAGGUGGUGCCCACCACAGGGAUGCUGAGGAGGAGUGCCAGCGGCAUGGCCAACGGGCUGGGCUCCCGGGAGAGGCCGAAGAGCGCUGUUUUUGCCAAUGAGACAAAGGUGAAGAUGAGCGUGGAGGAGCAGAUUGACCGCAUGAAACGCCACCAGAGCGGCUCCAUGAAGGAGAAGCGGCGCAGCCUGCAGCUGCCUGGCAGCCAGCAGCCAGACACCCCUGGCACAAAGACACCCGCGUCCUACAAAGUGGUGCGCCGGCACCGCAGCAUCCAUGAGGUGGACAUCUCUGACCUGGAGGCAGCGCUGCGGUCUGAUGAACCUGGCAAGGUGCACGAGACACCCCGAGAGGAGAUCGCCCGACUGCGUAAAAUGGAGUUAGAGCCACAGCACUACGAUGUGGACAUCAACAAGGAGUUAUCCACGCCGGACAAAGUCCUCAUCCCUGAGCGGUACAUUGAACUGGAGCCUGACACACCACUCAGCCCCGAAGAAAUGAAGGAGAAGCAAAAGAAGGUGGAAAGGAUAAAAACCCUCAUUGCCAAAUCCAGCCUGCAGAAUGUCAUCCCCCUGGGUGAGGGUGAAGUGGACGCUCCCCAGGACCCCGAAACACAGCUGCAGGAGCAGGAGAAGAGGAUAGAGAUCUCAUGUGCUCUGGCUGCUGAGGCAUCCCGCCGGGGCCGCAUGCUAUCGGCUCAAUGCGCUACCCCAAGCCCUCCCACCUCCCCAGCUUCCCCGACUCCACCGACCAACCCCCUCUCGUCUGAACCAUCCCGGGUCGCCGACUGCAGCCAUUUUAUGCGUGUCUGAGCCAUGAACUCAAGCCCUGGCAGCCGCUGGUGCCAUCAAGUCUCACGGGGCCACGUUCUAGUGCAGCACUACAUGCGCCCUGGCUCGACACUGACCCUCUCUGCGCCAUCGUUUUUGGUUCUCCUGGACCCCCUCCCUCCUUCCCAUCGAUGGCAUCACCAUUGGGCUGGAUGAGCGGGGAGAUGCAGCCCCAACGCUCUGCCCCAUCCUGGAGGAGCUGUGCAGAUGCCAUAAGCGCCGUCCCCAAGGACUGGGGACACUGAGCUUCCACCCAGCACGGGGACACAGCUGUGUCGUCCUGGGUGCGUGGAGGGACAUGUGCAGCUGGGACAGUCCUGGAGGAGUGCAGCAUCCCUCAGCUCUCCGUGCAUUGGUCACACGAAGGGGACCAUCUCCAGUACGCGUGGUGCAUUCUCCACGUGCAUCUGUGCUCCUGGUUGUGCCCUGAAAGCUUUCAGCACCUUGCUGGAGGGAGGUGCCAGCCCCAUCCCGUGGCUGCAGUGGGAACAGGGCACACGGAGAGGGGACAAAAUGGGACACGGGUGUCCCGGGGGCCGGGAUGGUGAGGGCUGCCCAGCACAGAGCCAUGGGCAUGGAGCAGCAGGUGCAGGCAGGGACUGGGGAUGUGGGGAAGGAGCAGAGGAACGGAGCAGAGUCGAUGGGCCAAGCAGCAAUCUGCAGGAUGGAUGGGGAUGGUGACAAGGAAGGGACCGGGCUGGAGCCAUGAAUGCUUCCAGGUGGUAGCAACGCUUUGCUCAUGGUCACCUCUGUCACAGCACAAGUGGCCCAGCAGGAAUUAAUUCCAUGGGGCUGCACACAUGCAGCUCUCCCCGGGCAGCCUUCUGUGCUGGAGGAGGGAUUCCUUCUCCCGCAGCACCGGGGAUGGAUGUGGGGACAGGAGGGGGCACCUCAGCUGCGCAGCAUGGACUGGAUCCCUCCGGUCUCACCACACACCGUUGCAUUCCAACCACGUCAGCUUGCUCAUUUCUCCUACUGCAAGCUUAUCCUUUAUUUCAGUUUAUUUUCGCUUUCCAAACGGAGGAAAAAAACGCUGUUUCUGCCUGAAAACACAGCACCGUGGGAGGGGGAGGGGGGGGUUGGGGGGCAGAGGUGGGGGUUGGGUGGUGUCCCCAUGGCUGGAUCCCGAUGUGUCGCCCCCUCUGCAUCCCACCCCCCCCCACUCUUAGCAAUACUCAUAGGAUCCCAGGAACCCCACUCCCCCUCCUCCUGCAGCCCCCUUAGCUCAUAAAGCUGGCCCUUUAUUUUGCUAUUACAUGCCUUAAUAUAUGUUUUAUGG
Meleagris gallopavo (turkey) is the source of this 5121-nucleotide messenger RNA. RefSeq names its product pleckstrin homology domain containing A6 (gene PLEKHA6). Lineage: Eukaryota; Metazoa; Chordata; Aves; Galliformes; Phasianidae. The record is from RefSeq and is a predicted model, not a curated record.